Molecule: messenger RNA, 1530 nt
Organism: Chrysochloris asiatica (Cape golden mole)
Lineage: Eukaryota; Metazoa; Chordata; Mammalia; Afrosoricida; Chrysochloridae
Gene: RASSF10
Product: Ras association (RalGDS/AF-6) domain family (N-terminal) member 10
Exons: 1
Coding region: 1-1530 (509 amino acids)
Biological process (GO): signal transduction
Source: RefSeq, a predicted model, not a curated record
AUGGAUCCCUCGGAGAAAAAGAUCUCGGUGUGGAUCUGCCAGGAGGAGAAGCUGGUGUCCGGCCUCUCCCGCCGCACAACUUGCUCGGACGUGGUGCGGGUGCUGCUGGAAGACGGCUGCCGGCGGCGACGGAGGCAGAGGAGGGGCUGGCGGCGGGGGGCGGCUGGAGACUCUCCAGGCCUGGGGGAGCUGCUGGAACCCCCGGACGACGACGACGACGACGACGAGGACGACGAGGAGGCAGUGCCACAGGGGAUGCUGUGCGGACCCCCUCAGUGCUAUUGCAUCGUGGAGAAGUGGCGUGGCUUUGAGCGCAUUUUGCCCAACAAGACGCGCAUCUUGCGCCUCUGGGCCGCUUGGGGCGACGAACAAGAGAAUGUGCGCUUCGUGUUGGUGCGCAGCGAGGCGUCACUGCCCAACGCGGGCCCCCGUAGCGCCGAGGCGCGCGUCGUGCUCAGCCGGGAGCGCCCCUGCUCGACCCGAGGGGCCCCUGCCCGGCCCAACCUGGCCAUGACCCAGGAGAAGCAGCGGCGGGUGGUGCGUAAAGCCUUCCGCAAGCUGGCCAAACUCAAUCGGCGGCGCCAGCAGCAGCCGCCGUCUCCCUGUUCGUCCACCUCGUCUUCCACUGCCUCGUCCUGCUCGUCGUCGCCGCGGGCUCACGAGAGCGCGUCGGUGGAGCGCAUGGAGACGCUGGUGCAUCUGGUGCUCUCUCAGGACCACACCAUCCGUCAGCAGGUGCAGCGGCUCCGGGAGCUGGACCUCGAGAUCGAUCGCUACGAGGCCAAAGUGCACCUGGAUCGCAUGCGGCGGCACGGGGUCAACUACGUGCAGGACACUUACUUGGUGGGUGCGGGCAUCGAACUCGACGAGGCCAGUCCGGUAGAGGAGGCGGCGGCGGUGGCGAAGGAGACGGAGGCCUCGGCGCCCCUGGACGGCGAGGCGCAGGCGGCGGCGGCGCUGGAGGAGCUGACCCGGCGCUGUGACGACCUGCUGCAGUUGCAGGAGCAGCGGGCCCAGCAGGAGGACUUGCUGGAGCGCCUCUCAGCCGAGAUUCAGGAGGAGUUGAACCAGCGGUGGAUGCGGCGGCGCCAGGAGGAGCUGGCGGUGCGGGAGGGACCCCCGGAGCCUGACUGCGGCUCCGACGGCGAGUUGCUGCUGGAGCAGGAGCGGGUCAGGACACAGCUGAGCACUAGCCUCUACAUCGGGCUCCGGCUCAAUACGGACCUGGAGGCCAUCAAGUCGGACUUGGAUUACAGCCAGCAACAGUGGGCCAACAAGGAGCGCGAACUGCAGGGCCUUCUUCAGACUUUGCACACUUUGGAGUUGACCGUGGCGCCCAAUGGGUCUCCAGGCUCCAGCGGACCUUCCCGGGACCCUCAGCCUCAGAUCUGUACCGAGGUGUGGGUAGACCAGGCCCGCGGACUAGCCAAGAGCUGUCCAGGGAACGACGAGGAGGACUCGGAUACCGGACUGAGCUCUAUGCAUAGUCAAGACUCGGAUUCGGUGCCUGUGUGUGAAUCCCUUGUGUAA